Calidris pugnax (ruff) is the source of this 1159-nucleotide messenger RNA. It is a transcript of the gene COPRS, whose product is annotated as coordinator of PRMT5, differentiation stimulator. The record is from RefSeq and is a predicted model, not a curated record. Gene Ontology annotation, cellular component: nucleus. NCBI's taxonomy places the organism in Eukaryota, Metazoa, Chordata, Aves, Charadriiformes, Scolopacidae. Gene Ontology annotation, molecular function: histone binding. The coding region runs from base 85 to 636 and encodes 183 amino acids. The transcript has 4 exons.
ACAAGGCGGGAACGGGCGGACGAACGUCUCCUCGCGCCUGGCCCCGCGGCUGCGCGCCCGAAGGCUCCCUCAGCGCCCGCCGGGAUGGCGCGGCUGGUGGCACCGCCGCCUCGGCAGGUGAUGGCUGCUGCCAUUGAGUCUGCAAGCUUUGAGGAGGAACAGCUUCCUAAUAAGAGAGAAAGUAUGAUCUGGAAGCCCAGAAAAGAAUGUUUGCUGAAGAACAUUCCAAAUGUCCUUGAUAGUGAGCCUGAAGAAAGUGAAUUCUCUGAUAUCUCUCAAAAUGAGAAUGAUGUUAGUGGCUCUCCUGUUGACUGUGUCCGUAUACAUUCUGACCUGGAAGACUUAGAUGAUGAUGUCUCCGGUAUGCCUGAGGCUGUAACUUUUCUAGAGCUGCAGACUGCUUCUGUGUACAAAAUAGAGGAGGACUGGGAUAAAGAACUGGAGGAAUCUGAAUGUAAUCCUUAUGAUGCUGGUGAUCUCUACUGUGGAAGCUUUCAGGAAAAUAAUCUUUUGACCUCAUACUCAUGGCGAGAGGAUUUGUUUUACAACCCCAGCUGUCACCAUGCAGCUUGCGUUGCUUUUACACCACCAGUUAGAAUGACUGAGCCUGGCCAGUUUGAUGAUGCUGAUGAAUGAGGUUGACCCUGGUCAGAACUAAGUUUGGCUUCUGAGUUGGAUUAUGUUCUUCACUGGUUGAAUCGUUUCAAGUCCUUUGGCUUGCUUGCAGACUUCUGCAUAAGGCCAGAAACGCUACACCAUCUCCCAAGUUUUGCUUAGACCACUACUGAGCUGCUUAUAAAUUGACCAUGUUUGACCUCUGGAAAUGAGAGUGCAGGUGCUAGCUGUAAGGAGUCAAUACAUUUCUGGACUUUUUGUUUCUAUUAUAUAGAUUUAUAUUGUUGCUAACGAAUUGCUUGAGAGGAAGUAUUUAACUUCUAAACUUCAGCUUGUUUGCCAAGCUUUGCCGGUUUUGACAUGCUGAUCCUUGUGUGUCUAUGUCAUUUUUAGUUUUCUUUCCUUUUCAUUUGAUGCUGUCAAAUUGGUUCACAAAGCUUUAAAAACUCUUCUUCCUUCCAGCUUCUCUGUUGUAUUUCUAUGUUGCAGUUUGUGAUUCCAGAUCUAAUACUGGUGUUUAACAAAAUUAGCCAUGACAAAUACG